UUUGCGCAGGAAGCUGGAGCCCCCCCCCGAGCGGCAGCGCAAGCAGGAGGCGCAGAGGAAGAUCAGCUCCCUGAGCUUCAGCCUCGGCGGCGACGAGGACGAGGAGGAGGAGGAGCCCGAAGACGAGGAGAUCGAGAUCACCUUCAGCUACUGGGACGGCUCCGGGCACCGGCGCACCGUCAAGAUGAAGAAGGGGAACACCAUGCAGCAGUUCCUGCAGAAAGCGCUGGAAAUUCUGCGCAAGGAUUUCAGUGAGCUCCGGUGCUGCGCCCCUCCCCCGCAGCACCACAGCUUCUACGACUUCAUCGUCACCAAGGCCCGCGGCAAGAGCGGGCCCCUGUUCAACUUCGACGUGCACGAGGACGUUCGGCUGCUCAGCGACGCCACCGUGGAGAAGGACGAGUCGCACGCCGGGAAGGUCGUCCUGCGCUCGUGGUACGAGAAGAACAAACACAUCUUCCCCGCCAGCCGCUGGGAGCCCUUCGACCCCGAGAAACGCUGGGACAAGUACACGGUCAGGGGCCCGAAAUAUCCCCAAAAUCAUCCCAAAAACAGUCCCAAAAUAUCCCCAAAAUAUCCAAAAAACAUCCAAAACAUAACCCAAAAAUAUCCCCAAAAAUAAUCCUGAAAUGUCCCUUCGACCCCGAGAAACGCUGGGACAAGUACACGGUGAGGAGCCCAAAAUCUUCCCAAAAUGUCCCCAAAAUAUCCCCAAAAAUAUCCUCAAAAUAUCCCCAAAAUCAUCCAAAAACCAUCCAAAAAAUAACCCAAAAAUAUCCCGGAUAUGUCCCUUCGACCCUGAGAAAUGCUGGGACAAGUACACAGUAAAGGGCUCAAAAUAUCCUCAAAAUAUCCCCAAAAUCAUCCAAAAAAAUCCAAAAAUUAACUCAAAAAUGGCCACAAAAAUAU
Molecule: messenger RNA, 909 nt
Organism: Lonchura striata (white-rumped munia)
Lineage: Eukaryota; Metazoa; Chordata; Aves; Passeriformes; Estrildidae
Source: RefSeq, a predicted model, not a curated record